Messenger RNA from Cotesia congregata, 324 nucleotides. Lineage: Eukaryota; Metazoa; Arthropoda; Insecta; Hymenoptera; Braconidae. The record is from the annotation of a GenBank genome assembly.
AUGCAUUUAACGGCACUUUUGAUGCUUUCCAAACGCAAACCACCUCAUGGAAUUAAAUACCGAGGAAAAAAUCGAGUUGUACCAAAACCAAAAAUGGAGCACUUGUUUAUGCUCCGACAUCGUCUGGAACGUGACGAAGAAAACAUGCUUAUUUUACGGCAUCCGUACUUGACAUCCGAACAGUCCCGAGAUUAUAUGAAAGACCUAAAGGUACCAGUUCCUCUAUCCGUGGUGGGUAAUAGAAAGAGGAACGAAUUGUUUAACAAACACUUCAGUUGGGUUGACCAACUAGCUCAUCUACGCGUCAGAGAUGCUUGGGAAUAA